Messenger RNA from Stereum hirsutum FP-91666 SS1, 717 nucleotides. RefSeq names its product pyridoxamine 5'-phosphate oxidase. Bases 1 to 717 code for a protein of 238 amino acids. NCBI's taxonomy places the organism in Eukaryota, Fungi, Basidiomycota, Agaricomycetes, Russulales, Stereaceae. The transcript has 2 exons. Gene Ontology annotation, molecular function: pyridoxamine phosphate oxidase activity; FMN binding. Gene Ontology annotation, biological process: pyridoxine biosynthetic process. The record is from RefSeq and is a predicted model, not a curated record.
AUGGUCGACGCCGUCCCCACCCAAGAAUACUUGCACGCCGAUCCCGACAAGAUCCAAGUCGUCACCCACGAAACCUACCGUACCCCAGACAUGCUCUCCCCUGCCACCGUCUCACCUAACCCACUCGACCAAUUCCGCACAUGGUUCACCUCGCUCGAGGGGAAGGUUCAUGAACCGGAAGCUAUGGCUCUUUCUACCGCGACACCAGAUGGGAUUCCAUCCACACGCAUCGUCCUGUUCAAACAACUCGACCAGAAGGGGUUCGUGUUCUUCACGAAUUAUAACUCGCGCAAAUCCCGCGAGUUGUUGGCGAAUCCGAAUGCUUCGCUCGCAUUCUACUGGAGGGAGGUUCAUAAGCAGGUGAGGGUCCUGGGGAAGGUAGAGAAAGUGAGCAAGGAGGAAAGCGAGGAGUAUUUCCGGAGUAGGCCGGUGGGCAGUCGGUUGGGAGCUUGGGCGAGCAAACAGAGCUCGGUGAUCGGGGAGGAGGACAUUCAUGAGCAUUUGGCUGAGGUGGAGAAGAGGUUCGGUGCGACGGAGAAGGAUAAGGAGGCGGAUAUCCCAUUGCCCGAAUUCUGGGGAGGCUGGAGAGUCAUUCCUACGGAGAUCGAGUUUUGGGCUGGAAAGCCGUCUCGCCUACACGAUCGUGUACGGUACUUGCUCAAGGAGGGCUCAUCCCCAGACGCACCCGAGUGGAUCAUAGAUAGGCUAUCUCCCUGA